This is a messenger RNA of Babesia ovata, 2166 nucleotides long. RefSeq lists its product as uncharacterized. The record is from RefSeq and is a predicted model, not a curated record. NCBI's taxonomy places the organism in Eukaryota, Apicomplexa, Aconoidasida, Piroplasmida, Babesiidae. The transcript has a single exon. Bases 1 to 2166 code for a protein of 721 amino acids.
AUGUCGGCGGCGCCCAUUUUUGGCCUGAACAAUGCUGCUGACGGGACUUCUGUGGCGGAUCCGCGGGCUACUUCCGGUGUGCCGCUUCCAGAUGUGUGUCUGGAGUGCGCCCCGGGCUAUCGCAUGGCUGACGAGGGCCGCAGCUGCUACCUGGUGAAGAGUUCGAUAUGGUCUCGGUCCUUCUACGCCAUGGUAGCGGGUAUCCUGAUCGCUUUAACGGUGCUGUGCGUCCGUUUGCUAGUGCGACCGUCCCAAUUUCACGCCAAUCUGGACCGUUAUCGCCAGGAGUUGGGAUCACAUCGGGGAGGUCACGGAAGUUCGAAAUUGGGUAAAGGCAUUAUUGGUUCCCUGCUGGGACUGAUGAACGAGGACAUUGCAGGCAUUGGAGUUAUGCUAUACUUCCGUUUCUUGGCGUUCGUGCUGGGUACAACACUUGUCUUGCUUUUGCUGAGCGUGGCUCAUGCCCACAUUCCGUGCUCAGACAUGAUCCGGUCGUUAGGCGAACCCUUCUCUCUCGACCGCCCGGACGCUGUGCGUGUUGACUCUUCUUGGCUGGGAUGGCUAGGUAUGCGACGAUCGCCUGGAUGGCGUGAGCACCUGCUGAACUUCAAGAUCGUCGACGACGCCAUCACCUGGAGCGUCUCCCAGUACGUUGAGGACAAUGCCCGUGCUAUGCACGUGUUGUAUAUCGCAGUAAUGGGAAUUACGCUCGCAUUUGCAUGGUCGCAGCACAAGUUCAUCAGGGAGUACUUCAAGCGCAACCCCCGCGUUCAGAGCUUCACGCUGAUCCUGGAGCGGGUGCCGCCCGUCCACACGCUGGAGGACUUCGUAGAGAAUGCCUGCGGCGUACGUCCGAAGUCGGUUACCGUGGCAUACGACAUCGAUAAAGCGUCUGAAGGCUUGCAGGAGUUUAUCAAUCUGCAAGACGAUGAGGAGGGCAGCGGAGUCUACGUCAACCUCGACAUGGCACUCGAGCACAGGCGUGUCCUGGAAUCGCUGGAGCCCAGCGGUACGGCCUAUGCCGUGUUCCGUACCCGGUUGGAUAUGCGGAAAGCGUUGAUAUCGCUGAACAGAAGCGGCAUCUGCAACGCGCGAUUGUGUGAUCUGGAGCCGGAGGAUGUUGAAUGGUCAAACAUCUUCAAGGGUGAAGGCCUUCUUAGGCGCGCCGUUGAGAUGACUGCUGCAGUGUGCGUCACGCAGCUGUUCUGGACGUUGGUUUUCUUCAUGCCGUAUGCGGCUUAUAAGCUUCACGCGGGUUCCACCGAUCUGUGCGAGGCUUUAUGGUUGUACAUGUUUACUGGAGUGGGUAACGGACUGGUCGCCGCCUCCAUCCACAAAGCUACUGAGAAGGUAAGGUUCGCAAGCGUGCAAUCCGCGGAGAACUACACUAUGUGGAUGAGCACUGCCGCGCAGCUUCUUAACAUCGGGCUCAACGUGCUGCUCGCCCACCUAAAUAACUAUGGGGGGCACUACAAGGUGCUGUCCAUGGUCAAGGACUUCGCGCUGUACAGGCGGACGGCGACUUUCAGCGUUGGUGAGGAGGUUUCGAUAACGCAGAGCCUGAGUACCUACAUGGUCAACGUGAUACUGCUGGUCCCGGCGCUGGCUUUCGUGUUGGUGCGCUACGGCGCGCCGUUGAUGGGCGCCCUUUACGUGCUUGCAGCAGAUUUGGACGACCGUGUAUCGCACUUGUUACGGCCGGCACCUUUCGAGCUCAACGGUCGGUACGGCAGCGCUGUUGUGAACUUCACGUGUUCACUGCUGCUGCAGUACGUUAUCCGGAGCAGGAUGCAAUCAUUUAUUAUCGCAUUUGCGCUGCUGGCUUCGUAUGUUGUGCACUACGGCGUCGACGCAUACGUGCUGAUAAACAAGGCGGCGCCCUCUGGUUUGAACGGCACUGCGGCGUUUCACAACGCCAUGCUGAUGUGGUCGGUUCCGACAGGAAUCCUGGCCGCUUGUCCCUCGUACUGGCGGUGGCGUGGAAUGGACGGGUAUCUGGCAACAACCUUCGUGAUCUUCGGGGCACACGUGUUGAUUUACUGCACGUUCAUCUACUUCAUCUGCAGGCCCCGUGACCACAUCGAUGGAGCCGAGGAGAACACAUCUACAUCAGACUAUAGCCUCCGGAACCCUGUCUACAAGCUGCGGCGACUUGCUGGAAUUUGA